Molecule: messenger RNA, 3342 nt
Organism: Plutella xylostella (diamondback moth)
Lineage: Eukaryota; Metazoa; Arthropoda; Insecta; Lepidoptera; Plutellidae
Source: RefSeq, a predicted model, not a curated record
GUAUGUACAAUACCUAUCUAUUAUACUUUUGUGUUAGUGUCUUUUAAGUGCUAAAUACCAAACUUAACAUUCCCAAAUCUACAAGAUAUUAGUCAUAUCAUAGACUGUGUAGAAAAAACCUCAAAUAGUGUUAAAGACUGGACGUCAACAUUGCUCAAUAGAAAAGAACUAUAUUUAUUCCAUACUAAUAUAAGGUCUAUGCGUAAGAAUUUCAAUGAUCUCUUGGUUACCACCAAAGACUGCUUAUGUGAUCUAGAUAUUAUUGUAAUUACAGAAGCAAACCUAAAACAUAGUGAACUAUGUAUGUACAAUAUAAAAGGUUAUGAUAUUAAUAGUUGUACUAGAGCUGGUCGAACUGGUGGGGGUGUGUUAGUAUACACUCAUGUUGACCUAUGUGCUCAGCCUUACUUAUGUCCAAUUCAAUUUAAAACUGCUGAAGUGGUCAUUGUUACAGUGGGUCAAAGUGCAAAUUUAACUUUCAUAAUAUCAAUAUACAGGCCGCCAAGAAUAAAUAAACAAUCAAAAAUUUUACACUUUAUAUCAGAACUCAAUACACUUCUACAACAUUUGCCUAAAUCAAGCAAAGUAAUAUUGUGUGGGGACAUCAAUAUAAACCUAUUGGACCGGUCUGACUCCAAAACAUUAAAGUAUGAAAACUUAUUGUCUGACUAUGGAUUCACUAAAUGUAUCAGUGAUGUUACUAGAAGAGAAAUAUGUAAUGGGGUUAUUGUUGAGUCAUGUAUUGAUCAUAUAUUUGUGCGUGCACCUACAUUUGAAAUCAAAUCUGCAGUAAUACUUCAUAAAAUUUCAGAUCAUUAUUGUACGGCUGUGGCACUGGAGUCUCUUAAUACACAUGGUGAUGUGCCGAGCGGGUCAACCGGCGCCGCCGGUGCCGCUCCUCCAUACCGUGCCGGUGAGUCCGGGAGCGCUCGACGGAGCCGGCGUCGCCGCUCGGCCCGCUCGACGCGCCCCGCCCCCACUGCCCCCAGCUCAGGUACCCAACGCCCUGUAUUAGAUAAUAAAAAAGUGCGAGAUGCUCUGUUAGAAACAGAUUUCUCUCAACUAAUUCAUAUAGAAUGUCCAUUAAAAUUAUAUAACGAAACUAUAAAGCUAUUUAAAAGUGUAUAUGAUAAAAACUCUAAAAUUAAAAUUAUAACUAGUAGUAAUAGAGAUAAUAAGAGUUGGGUAACAGAAAAUAUGAAAGUUAUGUUAUUAGAGAGAGACAAACUAUUUUUAAUCUGGUUGAAUGAUAAGAAAAACAUGCAAAAAAGACUUAAUUAUACUAAAUACAGAAAUAAAUGUCAAAAAACAUUCUUUAAGAAGAGAUGUGAAUUUGAACGACAAAGUAUUAUUGAUUGUAAGAAAGAUAGUCGCAAGGUAUGGGAAAAAAUUAAUGCAAUGUUAGGAAAUGUCAAAAAGUCACCCGAUGAUAUUAUUUUAAAACAUUUAAAGCAUUUAGGUACUAAUUCUAAUAUAUCAACUAGUUUUGCAGAUACUUUUAAAGAUGAAAUAGAACAGAUAAGACAUAAUUGUGAUACUAAGUUCCUGUCCAGAGAGAAUUAUGUAAAAGAAGCACCUAUCUCUAUGAGAUGGCAACCGGUAACAAGUAAAGAUGUGUAUAAGAUAAUUCGUAACAUGAGUGUAAGAAAAUCAGCAGGUAGCGAUCUCAUAAGAAUGUGUGAUUUAAAAUGUAUUAUAGAUAAAAUAAGCCCCAUAAUUGCUAAACUUACCAACCUCUGUGUGAUCCAUUCUAAGUUCCCUGAACGUUUAAAAGAAGCUAUUCUACGCCCCAUAUUUAAAAAAGGUGAUCACAAAUUAACUACUAACUAUAGACCCAUCGCCAUUUUGUCAAGCAUAGAGAAAGUCAUUGAAAAAUGUAUUGUGAACCAAUUAGGCUCAUUCUUAAGCAAUAACAACAUCUUGGACCCUAAUCAACAUGGUUUCCAGAGAGGCAGAAGUACUGGAACUCUUUUAACUAACUUUACAGACAAUAUUAAUACACAUCUCAAUAACAAACAAUUUAUUGUAGCAAUAUUUUUUGAUUUCAAGAAAGCGUUCGACACCCUCGAGCACGAGAUGCUGCUUCGCGCCAUGGGGGAGUGCGGGGUGAGGGGGCCAAUGAACGAGUGGUUCCGAGACUACCUCACCUCGCGCUCUUACCGCGUGCGUGUGGCGGACUCGCUCAGCGAGCCGCGGGGCGUGCGCUGCGGGGUGCCGCAGGGCUCGGCGGCCGGGCCCGUGUGCUACCUGAUGCUGGUCAACAGCCUAUGCCGGGUGCUGCGGCACUGCUCGGCGUACAUGUUUGCGGAUGACCUGUGCGCGUUCCUCGCGGGCCGUGAUAUGGCCGAGGUCCAGCGUCUUGUGCAAGAGGACGUAGAUAACGUAAUUAAAUGGUCACACGAUAAUGGAAUAAUAAUUAAUGCAGAUAAAACCAAAAUGUUAGUCAUUCACUCACCGUAUGCUUUAUUAUCAAAUAACACUUGUAAUAUAAUAACACAUUCGUACGAAUGUUUUCAUAGAAUGCAAAAUCACUGCACGUGUGGGUCUAUAGAACGAGUCGAACAAGUCACUUACCUUGGUAUGCAAAUAGAUGAGAACUUCGGAUGGAUCAAACAUGUAGAUUAUGUUAUGAACAAAUUAAGAAUUUUAUUAAGUAAAUUCUAUCAACUAAGCUUUAAAGUACCUAGAAGUAUAUUGAAAUGUCUUUAUCUAGCCCUGGUUGACAGUAUAAUUGGUUAUUCUCUGCACUGUUAUGGACUUACAUUCAAAACUCAUAUUGAAAAGAUAGAAAAAAUGCAAAUAAAAUUCUUAAAAUUAAUUAUAGAUAAAAAGACAAAAGCUAAAUGUAACCACGAUUAUAGAAUCCUUUUUGAAACAUGUAACAUUUUACCAGCAAGCCUUAAGCAUAAAUAUCUCCUCCUUGUAAACAGCCAUGGUAGUGAAGAACAUAAAAUACCUAUCCAGCAUACUUGCGGCACAAGAGGGGCUGUGCAAGGAAGGUACCAAAUACCAUAUACAAAUAAUUAUUUUGGUGGAAGAAUGCUCUGUAAACAAAUACCCAAAUUAUAUAAUGAAUUGCCGGUAAGUAUUAAAAAUGAGAAAAAAUUAUCUUUAUUUAAAACAUUAUUAAAAAAACAUUUACUUAAAACUUAUUACGAUACCUAAAACUUAUUAUGAUUGAGAGUGGUGCCUUCCUUGCACUGCUCACUUGACACAGUCAAUAUAUUGUUUAUUUUGUUAAUUUUUAAAUAACAGCUUAAUUAAAAUGUCACCGUUUACCCACAGUCAAACCAAAAAUAUUGGUUUUGUGGGAAUUCUUCUGUACCCUAUGUAUCACUGCAA